CGUUCCGCCAGCUUUCUACCGUUACCGAGAGCACGCGAGGGGGGACUUUUCCAUUUCUCUCGCUUUUUGGGGAUUUUAAGGCAUUUUUAUUAUUAUUCGAUCCGGCCAGAAAGGAGAGGAAAAAAAUACGGGUUACUUUGGAGAAAGCACAAUGUCAGCGACCUUCCCCGGACUUGUCCACGACGCAGAGAUACGUCACGACGGAUCAAACAGCUACCGGCUCAUGCAGCUCGGCUGCCUGGAGUCCGUGGCCAACUCCUCGGUCGCCUACUCCUCCUCCUCCCCGCUCACCUACCCGGCACCGGCGGGGACGGAGUUCGCCUCACCCUAUUUCUCGGCCAACCACCAGUACACGCCCCUCCACCACCAGUCCUUCCACUACGAGUUCCAGCAUUCCCACCCGGCCGUGGCCCCGGAGGCCUACGGCCUGAACUCGCUGCACUCGGGCCAGUACUACCAGCAGAUCCACCACGGAGAGCCCGCCGACUUCAUCAAUCUGCACAACGCGCGCUCGGCCCUCAAGUCCUCGUGCCUGGACGAGCAGCAGCGGCGCGAGCUGGGCUGCCUCGACGCUUACCGGCGCCAUGACCUGUCGCUGAUGACGUCACACGGCUCACAGGCCUACGGCGUCGGUAUGCACCACCCGGACCAGAGGCUGCUGCCCGCCGCCGGCCUGGGCCUCCCUCCGCCUGCGGCGGACGACCUGCAGGGCUCCGUGGAAGCGCAGUGUGGGCUCGUGCUGAACGGCCAAGGGGGCGUCAUCCGGAGAGGGGGAACAUGUGUGGUGAAUCCUACAGAUUUGUUCUGCUCGGUACCGGGUCGGCUUUCGCUGCUCAGUUCCACCUCAAAGUACAAAGUCACCAUCGCUGAGGUGAAAAGAAGACUGUCCCCGCCAGAGUGCCUCAAUGCUUCCUUACUGGGCGGCAUACUGCGUAGAGCAAAGUCUAAGAAUGGAGGCCGGUGUCUUCGUGAGAAAUUAGACCGUUUAGGGCUCAACCUACCAGCAGGACGGAGGAAAGCCGCCAACGUAACGCUGCUCACCUCCCUGGUGGAAGGUGAGGCGCUCCACCUGGCGAGGGACUUUGGCUACACCUGUGAGACAGAGUUUCCCAGUAAGGCAGUGGGUGAACAUUUGGCGAGGCAGCACAGUGAGCCGAAAGAAACCAGUGCGCGCAAGAAGAUGGUCCUGGCUACAAAGCAAAUCUGUAAGGAGUUCCAGGACUUAUUGAGCCAAGAUCGCUCUCCUCUGGGCUCAUCCAGACCAACACCAAUCUUGGACCUGGACAUCCAGAGACACCUCACACACUUCAGUCUGAUCACUCACGGGUUUGGCACGCCGGCGGUCUGUGCAGCUCUCAGCACCUUCCAGACAGUGCUGAGCGAGAUGCUCAACUACCUGGACAAAACCUCGAGUGGGAAAACGAGCGGAGCCGGCGACCAACAGAUCAACAACAGCUCGGAAAAGACGCAGCUCCGGAAAACAGCCGAGCCCCAGAGCAAAGACGGGAAAACAGAAAAGACUGAGUAGCCCCCACCCAUCCGGUCCCCGUGCCUUGGAGCGCUGCAUUUAGAAGUGUGCGUGCGUGAGUGUGUGUGAACGCGUGCACUCUGAAAGGGGAUCUGUUAUUUCCCAUGCAUUGCUGUAUCUUCUUUGGGACAAUUCCUAUUUAUUGUUAUUUAUUUAUCUUAUGUUGACAUGUAACACUAACUGAACUGUCCCAAGCAAGACAUCCUGAUGUGUGAGCGAAAGCAACGCAUCCAGUGUAAAUGUGCGUGCGUGUGUGCGUGUCGUGACAAAGAGGAGCCUUGCCAUGGAGAUGGCUGUGACUCAUCUAGUACUUUAUUUCUUUAUUUAUUAAUUCUCAAAACAGGAGGUAAACAACACAGUUUCCCAGGACAGGUUGGGGGGGAUACAUAUUUAACACACACACACACACACACACUCAGGGUUUGUGGGGAUGUAAUCUAAAUCCAGUUAAUUCAGGUGUGGAUACUCUGCAAAAGUACAAAACCUGGAGCUGUUUUUUUCCCUCUGAAGAAUCAUUUAAUGUGUUUUUAUUUAAACAAUAAGAGAUAUCAAACACACGAGUU
Messenger RNA from Pundamilia nyererei, 2091 nucleotides. It is a transcript of the gene tfap2d, whose product is annotated as transcription factor AP-2 delta (activating enhancer binding protein 2 delta). The coding region runs from base 152 to 1528 and encodes 458 amino acids. Gene Ontology annotation, biological process: regulation of transcription by RNA polymerase II; anatomical structure development; regulation of cell population proliferation. The transcript is spliced from 8 exons. NCBI's taxonomy places the organism in Eukaryota, Metazoa, Chordata, Actinopteri, Cichliformes, Cichlidae. The record is from RefSeq and is a predicted model, not a curated record. Gene Ontology annotation, cellular component: nucleus. Gene Ontology annotation, molecular function: RNA polymerase II transcription regulatory region sequence-specific DNA binding; DNA-binding transcription factor activity, RNA polymerase II-specific.